This is a messenger RNA of Spizellomyces punctatus DAOM BR117, 1115 nucleotides long. RefSeq lists its product as uncharacterized. The transcript has 6 exons. The coding region runs from base 65 to 940 and encodes 291 amino acids. Lineage: Eukaryota; Fungi; Chytridiomycota; Chytridiomycetes; Spizellomycetales; Spizellomycetaceae. The record is from RefSeq and is a predicted model, not a curated record.
CGUCGUCGUCGUCGUCGUCGUCGUCGUAUUAUUUUGUUUUAACCACUGCCAACGAUAAACAGCAAUGCCAUUUACCUAUGACAAUUACAAGGACAUUCUCGUCGCGCUUGACGGGCCUGUCGCCAUAUUGACAUUCAACCGGCCCAAGUAUCAAAAUGCAUGGACGGAAGAAAUGAACAAGGAAGUCAUUCACGCCUUUGAGCAAUUUGAUCUGGAUGACCGAGUUCGGGUUGUCAUUGUGACGGGAACGGGUGGAGCGUUUUGUGCUGGUGCUGAUUUGAGAAAAGGCGAUUUCUCUACAGACGGACGAUACCAACCCAUUACCAUCAACGACCAUCGUGAUGGAGGAGGUCAAGCCUCGCUGGUCAUUCAGCGAUGCCGCAAGGUGGUGAUUGCGGCUAUCAAUGGGCCGGCGGUAGGCGUUGGGAUCACCAUUACUUUGGGAAUGGACAUCCGAAUUGCGUACAAGGAUGCAAAGAUUGGUUUUGUCUUUGUCCGCCGGGGUAUCGUCCCGGAAGCCACAUCCACCUACCUUCUCCCCCGCCUUAUAGGCCACUCACGUACCAUGACCCUAUUCCUAACCGGCAAGGUGUACCCCGCCCACUCUCCCCUUCUUAGUCUCCUCUUUUCAUCGCUCAUCGACACACCGGACCAAGUUUUGCCCGCUGCUCUGGAGCUCGCAAAGGAAAUUGCAGGAAAGACGAGCGCAGUCAGUGCAGCGUUUGCCAAAGCUCUGGUUUGGAGACCAAAGGCGUCCCCAGAGGAACAGCAUCUGUUGGAUUCAAAGGCCAUGUACGCGACUGGGAAUGGCGCAGAUGGGAAAGAGGGUGUCAAGAGCUUUUUGGAAAAGAGGCAGCCAAAGUUUGCAGGGACAGUCACAAAGGAUCUGCCAGACUUUUACCCUUGGUGGGAUCUUGUCGACGUCAGGUCCAAGAUCUAAGUCUAUGUAGGGUAGCAGCAUUAGGACGCAAUUGGCCACGUUCUCGAUAAAGUCCAAGAAAAGAAGGAUAGACAGGUGGUAUCCUAGCCCCAAAAAUUCGCAACAAUUCAAUAAACAAAGCUGUGGUUUCAAAAACAAAAUAAAAUACACAAAAAGAACCACAUUAUAACAUUCA